This is a messenger RNA of Empidonax traillii (willow flycatcher), 3046 nucleotides long. RefSeq names its product nucleobindin 2 (gene NUCB2). The record is from RefSeq and is a predicted model, not a curated record. The transcript is spliced from 13 exons. Gene Ontology annotation, cellular component: endoplasmic reticulum-Golgi intermediate compartment; extracellular exosome. Gene Ontology annotation, molecular function: calcium ion binding. NCBI's taxonomy places the organism in Eukaryota, Metazoa, Chordata, Aves, Passeriformes, Tyrannidae. The coding region runs from base 134 to 1513 and encodes 459 amino acids.
GCCAGCACCGCACCGGCACCCGCGGCCGCUCGGCGGGACACCCGGGCACGCUUCGCCCCUCGGCCCCCGCCCUCAGCAGGCGCCUCAACGUUGAGAAGCAGCGGCUCCUCUCCCGCCGCAGCGGGACCCAAAGAUGAAGUGGCUAUCUGUCCUGCCCCAGCAGUGUCUUUUGCUGAUGACAUGUCUCCUACUGGCCUUGGAAGCUGUACCUAUAGACAUAGAUAAGACAAAAGUCAAAGGAGAAGGUCAUGUAGAAGGAGAGAAGGUAGAAAAUCCAGUUUUCUUUAAGGAUACAGGACUUUAUUAUGAUGAAUAUCUCAGGCAAGUGAUAGAUGUCUUGGAAACUGAUAAACAUUUCAGGGAGAAACUCCAGACUGCUGACAUAGAGGAAAUAAAGAGUGGAAAGCUAAGCAGAGAGCUUGAUUUAGUAAGCCACCAUGUGAGAACACGGCUGGAUGAACUAAAAAGACAAGAGGUGGCAAGAUUAAGAAUGUUAAUUAAAGCUAAAAUGGAUUCUGUUCAAGACACUGGCAUAGACCAUCAGGCUCUCCUUAAGCAGUUUGAGCACCUGAACCAUCAGAAUCCUGACACCUUCGAACCUAAAGACUUAGAUAUGCUGAUCAAAGCAGCUACAAGUGACCUGGAAAACUACGAUAAGACCCGCCAUGAGGAGUUUAAGAAAUAUGAGAUGAUGAAAGAACAUGAGAGGAGAGAGUAUUUAAAAACACUGGAUGAAGAAAAGAGGAAGCGAGAAGAAUCCAAAUUUGAGGAGAUGAAGAAAAAACAUGGAGAUCACCCUAAAGUUCACCAUCCUGGAAGCAAAGAUCAACUGAAAGAGGUGUGGGAAGAAGCAGAUGGACUAGAUCCUAAUGAAUUUGACCCCAAAACAUUUUUCAAAUUGCACGAUGUCAAUAAUGAUGGUUUCCUGGAUGAGCAAGAAUUAGAAGCCCUAUUUACUAAAGAGCUAGAAAAAGUUUAUGAUCCCAAGAAUGAAGAGGAUGACAUGGUUGAAAUGGAAGAAGAAAGGCUGAGAAUGAGAGAACAUGUAAUGAAUGAGGUUGACAUCAACAAGGACCGACUAGUGACUUUGGAAGAGUUCCUCCGAGCUACAGAGAAAAAAGAAUUUUUGGAGCCAGACAGCUGGGAGACACUAGAUCAGCAGCAGCUCUUCACCGAGGAUGAGCUGAAGGAAUUUGAAAAUCAUAUUUCCCAGCAGGAAGAUGAACUUAAGAAGAAGGCAGAAGAACUUCAGAAACAGAAGGAAGAGCUACAGAGGCAGCAUGACCAGCUUCAGGCUCAGAAACUAGAGCUUCAGCAGGUUGUAAAACAGAUGGAACAAAAGAAACUACAGCAAGGAAAUCCUCCUGCAGGUCCAGGUGGAGAACUGAAAUUCCAACCCCCUGGGGAGCACAAAGUUGGAGAUGCAGCAAAACAUCCGGCAGGAGGUGAUCAGCCUUUACCACCAGGACACGUCCAAGAACCAGCUGUUAGAACUGAUCAAGUUCACGCUUAACCACUUGUGCCUCAACUUUAUAGCAUCUUUAUUAUUUGGGGUGGGAAAAGGGUGGGAGGGGCUUGGGGGUGGGUGGGCAGGAAAUCAGAGUGAAACAAGAACUCUCCGCUCUUUUCCUCAGACUGUAAAAUCAUGGGAAUGUUAGAGAUAAAGUAUCAAUCAGGUUUGAUAUAUAAAUUAAUUUUCUCUCCAGUACAUCAGUGAGAAACACAAGGGGAUCAUCUAGAAGCUAUAGUAGAAGAGGAAAUUAGGGAAACCAUUAAUAUUAAAGAUUUUUAUGGCCAGGGGACUGAGCUGUUGAACUCUGCUCUUACAAAGAGGGAAGAGAUGUCUGCCAUUCUGUGUUUAGGCGUGAAUCAGAAUCUUCUCAGAGAGGAAACAGGGAACAGGCCUGAAUGUCAUGUUAGGUCUAGUUUUAUGUAGAAACUUUCCAGAAUGCUGAAAAGCAAAAGAUAGGGAAACAAAGACCAUAGAUAAAAGGCCUGCUUUUCCCAGCACUACCAAACCCUUUCUUCUUUGAGACCAAAUAAAAAUCAAACCUCUUAAUCACAGAAAAUUUGCACUUUCUAAAAUUUAAACACGGCAAAGAAUUAUGUGGAACAGUGAAUAUUUUUCAUGUUUACAGAAGCCUAAGAAUUUCACUGUAAGCCUUCAAAAGGAAUACUGUACUUCUAGUGCAUUGAUCUGAACCGUCCUCCUUGUUGAGACUAAUUCUGUGUAGCAGUUGAAAGCUCAGCUGGCUCUUGGGACAAUACUUUUGUCCCCGUUUCUUUCAUCAGAUGCCAGCUGAUCUCAAAAUUUUGCAUGUUAAUAAAUAAGCUUUUUAUGUUGAUGGAAAUAUUGUGCAAAACAGAACAAGACUCUUUUUCUGUACAGAUUAUCCUACCUCCUACAAUAAAACCAGAUUUUUCAAAGUGCACCAUGUGCUUCAGAAAGCUCUUCUCAGACAUGAAUCUGGGACUCGUUAAGGGUCUCACUGUUAACUCUCCUGAGUUUUUCAGCAGUUGGUCUAAGUUCAUGAAGUGUCCUAAACCAGGGGUGCUACUUGAUUGUACUAUUUUGGUAUUGAACCAGGAUAGGUCCCUAGUAUUGCAAGCCAAGAUUUUACAAGACUAAGUUGAUUUUCCUGUCAGUUUUACUAUAAUGCUGAAAAUUUGUGUGACUGUCCUUGCUUUUCAUUAGUUUCAAACUGAAAGUAUCCUAAAGUGUAAACCCUGUUUGGAUUUCUUUGUUUGCUUGGGUUUUUGUGUGUGUUUUUUUUUUUUUUUAAACAUGGGUUGUUCUGACUGUAUAGUGCUGGCUUUGAAUGGAUACACACACAUCUCAGCUAGCAUCCUUUACAUUUCCUUCCUGUUCUAACUGCUGACAGUGGCAUUAAAAGAGGUAUUUUGGGUUUUGAGCAAAGAAACAGAAGCAUGCCUCUGUUAUAGAAAGAUGUUCUUUUCAGAAUAAGACUUGAAUAUUUUAGGCAAACUCAAAAAAGACAGAAGGCAAUUGGUAACAUUUUGUGUUGACAUUUGGGAAGUUUCUCAC